Molecule: messenger RNA, 155 nt
Organism: Scutellospora calospora
Lineage: Eukaryota; Fungi; Glomeromycota; Glomeromycetes; Diversisporales; Gigasporaceae
Source: the annotation of a GenBank genome assembly
AUAGUAGUGAUGAAUUGGGAAGUGUUAGUAGUAAAAGAGCUGCUGAUAAAGACACUCAGGGUGUUGAUACUAGUAAUAUUGAUAAUUUAAAUGAAAGGAUUAAAACUAUGGAAUAUAAGAUUGAAAAGAUUUUAGAGUUGUUGAUAAAAGAAUAA